AUGUCGCCGCGUCGCCGGGAAACUUGGGGAUACCGCAACGUCUGCGCGCGCCCCUCCGGCGGCUUCUCCGCCGAGAUCCGGUUCCGCGGGAUUCGCCUCGGCCUCAGAAAUUUCGACAUUGCCAACAAGGCCGCCUGCGCAUACGACGCAACGGCGUGGCGCCUCCGGUGGCCUCAUAGAACAUUGAACUUCCCCAACGUGCCGACGCGGGAGCGGGCACAGGAGCUCGCGCCUCUGCCGCGGCUUAUCACCAAUGAGGAUCGUCGCGACAACCGGAGGCGGGAGCACCGUAUCGGCAUCGCCAAGAUGGACGAGGAAGCCAUGGCGCUGUGGCGCCAACGCUUCCUGCAGGACAUCAUCAACGAGCGCGAGUUCUACGAGCAAAGGAGGGUGGAGAGGGAUAAGAGGAUGGCGGAGCGAGGCGCCUAUCGCGAGGACAAGCGUAGGCGAAAAGCGGACGCUCAAUUCAACAUGAGGCUAGGAGCAGCAUCGCCCUGGGAAUCCAACGAUGAUCGGUAUCUUCACGCCUACAUUAAGUUCAGAGCUUCAGUGUCGAUCUUCGUCAGAAAAUUCAGUCACAUGCUCACAGUGCACUUGGCACGUUGCUCACGGCCUAGCUUGCUUGUCUGGAGCCUCACACGCGCGCUUGGCACGUUCCUGGCGUCGAUGGCACCCUGGCCCGCCUGUGCCGGCGUGUCUUGCGGCGGCCGAACCCCCGUAGCGGCCGACAGGGAGCAGAACGGUGGCAUAACGCCGUUCGGUGCCGCCCAAACCCCCUGGUGGCUCCGCGUGGCCAUUUCCUCGCCAGCGCACGCAUGCAGCACCGUCGCCGUGGCGCGGCACGCACAGAGCGCGCUCCCUGCCGCCGACGGGCCCGCGCCGCCCCGUUCCGUCGAGCUCCCCCUAAGCAACCAAAUCCCGCUGAGGUUAGCACCUAAAUGGAACCAGGGAACAUCCACGACGACGCUCAACCUCUGA
This is a messenger RNA of Triticum urartu, 978 nucleotides long. The record is from RefSeq and is a predicted model, not a curated record. Lineage: Eukaryota; Viridiplantae; Streptophyta; Magnoliopsida; Poales; Poaceae.